Galendromus occidentalis (western predatory mite) is the source of this 1349-nucleotide messenger RNA. It is a transcript of the gene Trmt6, whose product is annotated as tRNA methyltransferase 6 non-catalytic subunit. Lineage: Eukaryota; Metazoa; Arthropoda; Arachnida; Mesostigmata; Phytoseiidae. Gene Ontology annotation, biological process: tRNA methylation. Gene Ontology annotation, cellular component: tRNA (m1A) methyltransferase complex; nucleus. The record is from RefSeq and is a predicted model, not a curated record. The coding region runs from base 9 to 1334 and encodes 441 amino acids. The transcript has 6 exons.
ACAAGUCCAUGUGCUUCUCUGGGUGUAUCAGAAGGGUGGGCCACCGAGGAUACCUCCAGUUAAUCUGUUGUCAAUUUUCGACUCGUGACGAUCAAUACCGCAGCGCUCGAGGAGCGGAAACUGGUGUCUCAACGGAAAUUCAAUCAAGCUUCUCCAAUAUGACGGCCGAAUCCUUGAUCAAAGAGAAUGAUUUCGCGAUUCUUAAAACCGGGAAAGCUGCCCGGCUUGUGCAACUCAAUAAAGGAGCAGUUUACGUGGAAAAGCGAAAAUUCAACUGUCAAGACAUAAUCGGUCACCCUUGGGGACAGGUAUUCGCCAUCACUUGUGGAAAGAAAGGUGAAGCCACGCUGAGCGUCGUUCCACGACAGGACUACGUCGAUCACAUCUUCAAUGCUUCGGAGAAGGUGGGGAGCAGCACUUCCGGACAAGAUAACCGCGAUAUACUGGACGAGAAUCGAUCCCAGAAAUUGACGCGAGAAGAGAUCACGAAGCUCAAACAGGACGGAGCAAGCUCUGUCGACAUAGUGCGAUCGUUGGUUGAGAACUCCGACACAUUCUCGGACAAGACGAACUAUUCACAACAGAAAUAUCUCCAGAAGAAGCUCAAGAAAUAUGACAGCUUUUUCCAGGCGUGUCGACCCACAGUGCGGUUGCUGUCUGAGCUGUACUGGAGUCAAAAUCCGCUCAAGGUCGGGAUGCUCCGCCCGGAUAGCCUCGCGUCCGUCCUUGCGAGCGCUAAUAUCCUAGGAAAGGGGAAAUACAUUGUGAUGGACUCUUUUCUCGGGCUAUUGACCGCAGGAGUACUCCAACACUGCGCUGAAGGCCAGGUGAUUCAGGUUCUGGAUUAUAUGGGUUAUCAGAGUUCGACCCGCCAAGCUGUCCAAGCCAUCGGUUUAGAUUCGACGCGAUUGCUGAGUGUGGACUAUCACCUCGUCGAGAAACUAGCAUCGGGCUUGAAACUCAGAGAAGAUUGUCCAGAAGAUCCAAUGAACGACAGACGAGUAACGAAAUUCCAGAAAAACAUGGAAGCGCUGAGCUUGCUACAACAAAGAGAUUUCGCCGGUCUCAUCAUGAACUGCAGAGGCGAUAUUGUUGAGCCUUGUGUGCUCUUAUUGAAAUUCCUCAGGCUAUCCGGCACUUUCGUUGUGUUUUCACCUCACCUCGGAGUUAUAACGAAUCUUUAUGACACCUUGAAGUCGAAGGGGGGAUGUGUCAUGCUCAAAGUGAGCGAAAGCUGGAUCAGAGGAUACCAGGUAUUAGAGAAUCGCACGCAUCCUGUGAUUAAUAUGCAAGGGGCAAGCGGCUUCAUACUGACCGGCAUAAAAUGUGAAUAAACUCCCUCGUAUUCC